AUGGUAGUCAAGUGCGACCAACGCCGUCUGCCUUGGGAGCAAGCUGCACUGAAGCAGGACAGGGAGGACUUUCUCUCUGACGAAAUAUGCACCAAGCUCCACAAGACUCAGCCUCGCAGGUGUAAAAACCAGCCAAAUAUAUGGGGGAAGGCCAUAUAUAUGUGUGACAUCUGCUACAAACAGUUUGAAACGUCAUCCAAACUAUCUAGGUGUUAUCUUAUAGACACUGGCCUGAAGCCAUAGGAAUGUCAUGCUAGUUGCAAAACUUACAGGCAGUUUGUCCAUCUGGAGAGACAUUGGCUCACCCAUAAGGCCCCUUUCAAGUGUAACAUUUGUCACAAAAACUUCAAAAAUUUAAUCGCACUCCAAAGACAUCAACAGCUUCACAAGAUGAAACCCAAAGAAGCGAAUACUUCUGAUUGUUCUCUUUGUCGUCAGGGUUUUAAACCCCAGAACAAACUUCUGGAGCACAAACAGUUUCAUGCUCCGAACAUUACUCUGGAUACUGCACUAGAGAGAGAGUCUUCGGGGCCAAAUGCUACAGACAGCAUUGGAAAGUCAUUCGGGAAAAAUAUACAUAAUAGACAUAAAGUAUGCCAAUGCGACAGAUGUGGAAAAACCUUUCCCCCUUCUUCCAAGCUUCAAAGACAUUCUCACACAGGAUGGAAGCCCUUUGGCUGUACUCGUUACAGAAAGGCAGAAAGACAGUCGGCCCAUUUUAAAAGACAUCAGCUCACCCAUACUGAAAAGAGCAUCUGUAGAAGCUGUGCAAAUUUGAAAAUUUGAAUUUCCUUGCCUGGGAGAUUGAAUUUGAAUCUUCAGCUUAUUUUCAGACAUCCUCCAUGGUCCUCUAACUUUUGAGAGUCAUAGUCAAACCAUGUAACUGAAAUCAA
Messenger RNA from Zootoca vivipara (common lizard), 893 nucleotides. The record is from RefSeq and is a predicted model, not a curated record. Lineage: Eukaryota; Metazoa; Chordata; Lepidosauria; Squamata; Lacertidae.